Molecule: messenger RNA, 2069 nt
Organism: Danio rerio (zebrafish)
Lineage: Eukaryota; Metazoa; Chordata; Actinopteri; Cypriniformes; Danionidae
Gene: tspan5b
Product: tetraspanin 5b
Cellular component (GO): plasma membrane; membrane
Source: RefSeq, marked predicted
ACUCUCGAAUCUUUAUUUGCUGAGGAGCGCUCGUCCCGUUAUUCGCUUUAAUUAUCUUUAUCAGUAAUUAUUUGGUUUGUUCGAAUAAGCAAAUUACUAAUUUUGGCGAAAUAGGCAAAGCCCCGCGUGGCGUUGCCUGCCAAUCUGUAGAAAUGUCAUAAACAUGGUGUGAAAGGAAAGAGCGAGUUUUCCAGUCGGUGGGCGAUUUUUUUCUCCAUCAUUAAUAAUCACCGGGAGGAAUUUCUCUCGCUUCUUAUCAAACGCAACCAUGUCUGGAAAACACUUCAACGUGCACGAAGUGGGAUGUUGCAUCAAAUACUUUAUAUUUGGAUUUAAUAUUAUAUUUUGGCUGCUCGGGGUGGCGUUCCUGUCUGUGGCUCUGUGGGCCUGGAGUGAGAAGGGAGUUCUCUCCAACAUAUCCUCCAUCACAGAUCUGGGUGGCUUUGACCCGGUGUGGCUGUUUCUUGUGGUCGGUGGAGUGAUGUUCGUCCUCGGCUUCGCAGGGUGCAUUGGUGCUCUGAGAGAAAACUCCUUUCUCCUUAAGUUUUUUUCCGUUUUUCUGGGAAUCAUUUUUUUCCUGGAGUUGACGGCGGGAGUCUUGGCAUUUGUCUUUAAGGACUGGAUUAAAGACCAGCUCAAGUUCUUCAUCAACAACAACAUCAGAGCAUACAGAGACGACAUUGACCUACAGAAUCUCAUCGAUUUCACACAAGAUUAUUGGGAGUGUUGCGGAGCUUUUGGACCUGAAGACUGGAAUCUGAACAUUUACUUUAAUUGUACUGACACUAAUUUGAGCAGAGAGAAGUGCGGGGUUCCCUUUUCCUGCUGCACCAAGGACCCCGCUGAGGAUGUGAUCAACACACAGUGUGGAUAUGACAUACGAGGGAAGGGUGACAUUGAACACAAGACGUUUAUACACACGAAAGGAUGUGUGCCGCAGUUCGAGAAAUGGCUACAGGAGAAUCUAACCGUAGUUGCCGGAAUCUUCAUAGGAAUUGCACUUCUACAGAUAUUUGGGAUCUGUCUGGCACAGAAUCUACUGAGUGACAUUGAGGCAGUCAGGGAGAGCUGUUUGUUCACCUGAAGCCGGUCUGCAGCCAGAGCCUCCAUAUCUGUCACUCAGCAACAGGGUUGGCACAUUGUCAUCACAGUAUCCUAGCAACCAGAGAGAGAUUCUAUUCACGUACACCGCCUUUAUUACAGUGUACGGCGACAUCUUCAUGUUUCCAUGAUAAUGGUGUCCGCUGGUAGAUUUGUUUUUGAUCCUCGUUCACUUAAACUAAAUCCACCCAGUGUUAGCACACCAAGUCUACAUUCAACUCAUUUCUGUUCUGAUAACAAAAUACUGACCACUUGCAUUAUGUCUGUUCUUUAAGUGCCCCUAUUAUGCUAUCAUUAAAGGUUGCUAACUUUAAAUAUGUUUACAUUCAUCCAAUUUUCUAUAGCAUCUACAUUGCAGCAGUACCUCUUUUCUUAAGGUGUAUAUAUUACUAUUGAUUUAAGGGUGCGGUCUCUUUAAAUCCCUCCUCUCCGAGUGCCUGCUCUGCUCUUAUUGGUCAGAUGAACCAGUCUGUGAUUGCUCUACCACCUACAGCACGUGUCACCAUAUCUGAAUUUUUAGCUUCAGUGGUUUUCUUAGCACUUCUAAAACAAUAAACAGUAACUCAUUCAAACACAACUCAUUCGUUUGUUAGUGCAUACAAAAUGGAUUUGUUUUUGCAGUGCAACAAAAUAGCAUCUUCUCACCACGUCAGCCACAUUAACCAAACGCUUCCAGGCCUCUGCUAUGACUACAGUGAUUGAAGGUCAAAGAAGACAAUGUUUGCAAGCAAUUAAUGAAAACUAUAUGCAAACAUUUAAGCAAAUUUGUUACCAACCGAUUUUUGUGUGGAAAGUAAUGCUGAAAUUACUGACAACUCAUUUCGGGGAGUUCAGAAACAGUUCUUUUAUUUUGGAACUGCAUUUAUCACGCACUUUCGUUUUUUUAAAUCAGAUUUUAUAUUUAUUUGUAGUAUUAUUUACUCCAAAAUAUAUUUAUUUGGCUUUUUAUUUGAACUCCAGAACUAAAA